AUGGACCUCCCUGUAGAUGCUUCCACACCAGCCUUACCUCCACCCUCUACCUCUCCAUCUCAGCAUCAUGUGCUCCCCAGCUGGGUGUCUCCUCACACCCACACAGAGCUCCUCCGGCUGCAAAACAUCCCAGCCUUCACAGGGCUGCUCUCAUCCCUGGCCAUCUCUCCCAGUCAGUGUCAGGAGUCCCUGCGCUUCCCCUCCACCACAGUGGCGGGGCCUGUCCCCUGUCACUCUCACCUGUCCACCCUGCAGAGGGCUCUCCUCUGGAAGACUAUGAGGGCUCUCCCACUGGCUGGCUGCCGUGGCUGAGGACCUGGCUGCCUGUCAUCUGGGCCAGCCCUUGCGGUCAGCAGUGGCUGGGGCCCCUCACACCGGCUCCCCAGAGGCCCUCUCCCGCUUCCUGAACAAACAUGAGGGGCCAGUCAUAGUCACGCUCCCAGGCCCAAGCAGAGAUGGAUGGGCUAGCAUCCAACCACUUCACUGGCUGAAACAAGUGACCCAGUACCAAGCUGACAAAAGAGGGGUAAUGCUUGUCUUACAUACACACAAACAUACCUUCCCACUGAGCACACACUGGUUGAAUUUCCACGUAAUUUAAAUGGAAUUAUGUUGAAUCAACGUGAAAUAGAUGUUAAAUUGACGUCUGUGACCAGUUGGUUUUGUGUUCAUUUUAAAUCAGAUUGCCAUUAUAUCAAACAUUCCAGUUUUGUGUAAUAAUCUUCUAAAUGACUGGUGAAAGUUUUUUGGAGCUAAAUGCCAGAAGGAGGCCAUCCUCUCAGCACUGAAGAUAGCUGUUCAAGAUGGCCAUUGGUUGGUCUUUAACAACUAUCAUCUGUUGGACAAAUGGGAUGACGAAGUGUUGUCAACUCAAUCAGUUGAUAACUUGUAUAGCCAAAGGUGA
Coregonus sp. 'balchen' is the source of this 904-nucleotide messenger RNA. The record is from the annotation of a GenBank genome assembly. Lineage: Eukaryota; Metazoa; Chordata; Actinopteri; Salmoniformes; Salmonidae.